Messenger RNA from Dinoponera quadriceps, 3010 nucleotides. Its product is annotated as dihydrolipoyllysine-residue succinyltransferase component of 2-oxoglutarate dehydrogenase complex, mitochondrial-like. The transcript is spliced from 9 exons. NCBI's taxonomy places the organism in Eukaryota, Metazoa, Arthropoda, Insecta, Hymenoptera, Formicidae. Gene Ontology annotation, biological process: tricarboxylic acid cycle. The record is from RefSeq and is a predicted model, not a curated record. Gene Ontology annotation, molecular function: dihydrolipoyllysine-residue succinyltransferase activity. Gene Ontology annotation, cellular component: oxoglutarate dehydrogenase complex. Bases 97 to 1521 code for a protein of 474 amino acids.
GUUCCGCCACUUUCAGAAGCGAGAAACCGUGCUGCCGUUAUUCCGUCGUCGCGCGAAGAAAUAUCUGGUUGUAGAGCACGCUUCACCUGGUCGAGGAUGGCCGCGAUGCUGUCCAACUGUUCGCGGUUUGCUUCUCAUAUGAUCACGCGGGGUAGCGUGUUGCGAGCCAAGAUCACGAGAUCGUUGUAUAGUCAAGGAGGCCCUGUACUUAUCCAAACCAAACAUGUAUUUAAUACUAAAACCGUAUUAUGUAGAAAAUAUAAAGGAAACCAAUAUUGGAUAAACCAGGCAAAAUACAUACAUUCAACUUCAACAUUAUGGGAAAUCAAGGAAGUUGUAGUUCCUCCAUUCGCCGAAAGUGUAAGCGAAGGCGACGUGAGAUGGGAGAAGAAGGUUGGUGACCAGGUCAAGGAAGAUGAUGUUCUUUGCGAAAUUGAAACAGAUAAGACUUCAGUCCCUGUUCCAUCGCCUGGUCCUGGCGUCAUAAAAGAAUUGUUCGUUCAAGAUGGCGAUACUGUGAAGCCAGGACAGAAGUUAUGUACUAUCGACAUAGGAGCGACUGGCGGAGCCGCACCAGCGAAAGAGAAGCCGAAACCAGCCGCUCCACCCCCGCCUCCACCUUCACCGAAAGCAGCUCCUAGUGCGGCAGCUCCUCCGGCACCUGCGGCGCAACCACCUGUACCACCUCCCGCCGCUCAACCACCACCUCCACAAGCGCCCUCAGCUUCGAUGCCGGUUGCAGCCAUCAAACACGCGCAGUCGCUGGAAGGAGCGAAAGUUCAACUACCUCCCGCCGAUUAUACGCGUGAGAUUAUUGGCACCAGAACAGAACAAAGAGUUAAGAUGAACAGAAUGCGUCUGCGUAUCGCGGAACGUCUCAAGGAUGCACAGAACACGAACGCUAUGUUAACCACGUUUAAUGAGAUUGAUAUGAGUGCUAUUAUGGAGUUCCGAAAAACGCAUCAAGACACAUUCACGAAGAAGUACGGUAUCAAGCUUGGAUUCAUGAGUCCGUUCAUCAUGGCCAGUGCUUACGCUUUAAAAGACCAACCUGUAGUAAAUGCUGUCAUAGAUGGGACCGACGUCGUAUACAGAGAUUACGUGGAUAUUAGCGUAGCGGUCGCAACACCGAAAGGUCUCGUCGUGCCGGUACUUCGCAGUAUAGAGAAUAAGAACUUUGCCGACAUCGAGAUUGCUCUGGCCGCUCUUGGUGAUAAAGCUAGGAAAGGGAAAAUCACUGUUGAGGACAUGGAUGGUGGCACCUUCACGAUAAGCAAUGGCGGCGUUUUCGGCUCGAUGAUGGGUACUCCUAUCAUUAAUCCGCCACAAAGCGCAAUUCUCGGGAUGCAUGGUGUUUUCGAUAGACCGAUCGCCGUUAAAGGACAGGUUGUCAUUCGACCAAUGAUGUACGUAGCUUUAACGUAUGAUCACCGGCUGGUCGACGGGCGUGAAGCUGUGAUGUUCCUGAGAAAGAUCAAAGCCGCCGUAGAAGAUCCUAGGAUUAUGUUAGCUGGUCUUUAAUAACUGGACAAACAACGUUUGCUACGUGUAAUAUGCGUUAUUUAAUAACUUUUACGACUAUUGUGAAUAAACAAGAGCGCGACACGAAAAUCUGGAAACCGACAGGGGGUUUUCCCGCUCCGAAAAGUACUUAUCAUUGGAACUACUAAGGUCUUACUACCUUAUCUCAAUUCUCUUUAUUUCCCGAGUGUACUCGUCGGAAAAAUCGCCGCGUGUCACGCAAGCGACGGAUAAACAUGCGAGCUAGUUCUAUUUGUUUUGUCAUUUUCUGAAUUAUUAUUCUGAAAAUAUUGUUAGUCAUUUUUACUCGGUAUAUUAAUCUGUUGUUAGAUACGAUUUUUAUCAUCGAUUUUUUGAUGAGUACAGCAGCGCGCGUAAGAAUUGUAUAACUGCGCUAUAUGCGCAUAAUUACACGUUAUUCUAAGAGACGUCACAAAUUCGUACUCUUAUUUUCUCCGUUUUUAUCUCGUUAAUUUGUAGAAGCCUGGUGAUGAAGAAAUGAACUUGACGGCGGAUCGAAAGCCAAGAAAAUUUGGAACUAUUUGAUUAGAUGUAGAUCUUCACAAGCUAAAAAUAAAAUCUCACCAAUCUACGUAUUUAGCAUUGUUGAAUUGCAGUCGUAUCGAUAAUAAGAGGAGAAUAUAUCCUCCAAGCAUGUUACAUGUUAUGCCGAGUAUUUUAAAUACUCGCUUAAUAUAUUUUAAUUUUGAGUCGAUUAUCUUUUGACAAGAGAAAAUGUUGAAAAAAUUUCUUUAUCAUUCUUUUAUGUCUUAUUUUAUGGAAUUUUCAAUUUUUAGUAUUGUACUUUUUUAACCAGAUCUGAAAAUAAGAUUUUGUCGAAAUAAAAUCUAUUGAUAUCUUAUCGCUUGAUUUUAGGGAUUAAGCAACGAAUAAAUUUUUCAUCUAUUUGUUAUUCUGAAAAUUGAUUUCCGUUUCUUACUUAAUUAUUUAUAGUACAAAAGCUAUUGAUGCCUCGAUAUUACAAACAAAAUUUUAAAAGAAGAAUCUACUCAAAAUUAGCUCCAACCAUUAGCAGAAUGAAGUCAGCUUGGUAAAAAAUAUGCUGCGUGUUCCUCGACAGAAACUUUGCACUUAUAGGAAAACAAAAUAUUCUUACCGCAUUACGAUCUUGUAAAUCAAAAUCGUUUUUAAAUAAAAAAAAAUAAUGCAACGUGGCGUAGAAGAUAUUUAACGUUGCGUUAGCGUACAUAUAAACGAAGUACACUGCCAGAGUGCGGACGAGUAUUUUGAAUCGCCAAGUCGAGCAUUUGAUACUUGAAUCGCGCGCGAAUUAACAUGUUGUAUUGAUAGCAGCAUACGUUAUCGUGCACUGCUGUUAUCACUCUAUAUGUUUACAUUGUCAUCUAGUGAAUGUGCGCUUUGUGCGUUAUGAGAGUAUUAUGUAAGUGCUCUUUUAGUCCUGUUGUAAAAUACAUUGUACAUCAUUAUUUAUCAAUGACGAAACACAUAAAGCAUAUGAAUUAAAUAA